UUUCACAGCACCGAUCUGCCAUAACCCUAAACCCUCGUCUCCCCAUACCGACGACCCACUCGUUCACAUCCUCAGCCGCCGGACCCCUCUUCUCCUGGAGCUCUCUCUCCCGCUCCUCUUCGACGUCCUUGACUCCUCUUCUUGCCUCACUCCCAGCGACCUCGACUGUCGGCCGUCGCCAAGGCUUCCCUCCACUCUUCCCGAUUCGUUCUCGGUAUCGCUUACCCGACUUCAAAGCCCAUUUGCUUAAUAACAUCCAAGGAUAUGAGGUAGAAUAAAUACAUUCAAGAAUCUAGCAGUAACAUGUCAACCGGUCCUGGCCUAGAGUCAUUGGUAAACCAAACUAUCUCAAUCAUCACAAAUGAUGGGCGCAUCAUUGUUGGAACUUUGAGAGGCUUUGACCAGGCAACAAAUGUCAUCCUUGAUGAAUCACAUGAGAGAGUUUACUCCACUAGGGAAGGGGUACAACAACUCGCCCUCGGGUUGUAUAUUAUAAGAGGGGAUAACAUAAGCGUUGUUGGAGAGUUGGACGAAGAGCUGGAUCUAGUGAAUGACUUGUCCAAAAUUAAGGCACAUCCCCUUAAGCCUGUAAUACAUUAAAUGGUGGAAGUAUUGAUGCUGCUGCACACACAAUAUUAGAUGUUGAACUAUACACUGCAGUUCUUAAAAACCAGGGGAUUCUUGCAUGUUUGUAGAAUGUUUUUUGUUCUUCAGAAACCUAGUUGUGUAGCAACCCUCACCGUGAGUGUUUGCUAUUCCAAUUGAAAAUGUCAGCUUUUUAUCA
Zingiber officinale is the source of this 784-nucleotide messenger RNA. RefSeq names its product sm-like protein LSM8. The record is from RefSeq and is a predicted model, not a curated record. The coding region runs from base 304 to 600 and encodes 98 amino acids. NCBI's taxonomy places the organism in Eukaryota, Viridiplantae, Streptophyta, Magnoliopsida, Zingiberales, Zingiberaceae. The transcript has 6 exons. Gene Ontology annotation, biological process: mRNA splicing, via spliceosome. Gene Ontology annotation, molecular function: RNA binding. Gene Ontology annotation, cellular component: U6 snRNP; U4/U6 x U5 tri-snRNP complex; precatalytic spliceosome.